UGCUUAAAUACUUAAAUUCAGAGACAUGGAUGGAAGACACAGCUCUCCACUAAAGACCUGGAACAAAUUUCAGCCUCACAAGUUCUGUGUCCAAAGACAAGGGAGCAGACAAGAUCAUCCUCAUCACCAUGUCUACUAUGCGUUUGCUGCACAUUUGCCUUAUACUGCUCUUCUCCACUGAAAUCUCAUCGCAGCACUGUGAUUUGCUUAGCUUCCAGCAGAAGAAACUAAACAAAGAUAGCUUAGAGCUCCUGGAGAAAAUGGGGGGAAAUUUUCCCUUUCAAUGCUUCAAUGAAGGGAUUGAUUUCAAGUCCAUGCAAGAUGUUCUCAAGCUCCAAUCAUCCCAGAAAGAGAAUGCAAAGUUGGCAAUUCAGAACAUCCUCCAAGAGAUCUUCACAGUCUUUAGCAAAAACCUCACACAAACUGCCUGGGAUACGAUUUCCAUCAUUACCUUCCAAAACAAACUUCACCAGCAAAUUGAGAGACUGGAAGCCUGUUUGGGUUCCCUGAAGGAGAAGGAUGGAACCAAGAUGGGAAGUGAUGGUUUAGUGCUCACCAAGCUGAAAGUCAAAAGAUUUUUCCAGGGAAUAUACAAUUUCUUGGAAGAGAAGCAGUAUAGCCAGUGUGCCUGGGAGAUCAUCCACAUGGAAAUAACCAGAUGUUUUCUGUUUGUUGACCAACUCACAAAGAGUCUUUAAAACUAAGGUAUAGUACCAACAUUUUUUGUACAGACUGCCUGAAUUAGCAUUAUACAGGUGAGAAGAGAAAAUCAAUCAUGUUGUGACUUCUUGUUUCUAAGGCCUAAUACCUCUUCAUGUAGUUUCUGGCUGAACCGAUUGAGUUGUAACUUAAUUUAGAUGCAGGGACAUCAACCCUUUCCUUUCCUCUGCUGGAACUGAUCGAUAAUUAAAUGAAUUAAGUACUGUUAUCAUGAUUUUUAAUAACUGUCACAAGAAGUUCUUCUCACAAUUUAAGCCUUAGAUGCUUCAUUCAGACACUUAAAAUAUGAGCAACCUUUCAGAAAACCAAUAAAAUUGUUAUGCCUAGGAAAAGAUAUUUUCAUACAAUUUUGAAACACAAGUCAUUGUAUUCCUUUGUGCUUGAACCGUUUCUCUUUUUUCAUUCCAGCUCAAGGCUAUUGCACCUACCAGUGCUAAGAAAACAGCCGAAUGAAACUAUCUUGCACUUGAAUCCAUUCUGACUGCCAACUCAUCCAUGGUGACUAAAUUUUUAGAGUCCUUCACAACACUUUUGGUUAUACAACUAUGAAGUGGAACCUGCACAUCAUCCAUUGUAUAUCAAAUACUGUAUUGUAGUUUUUAAAAUAGAAGAAAGAACUCAUAGCUGAAGAGCCAGAAAACCCUGACACAUUUUGGAAGGAUGAAACGCACCUUAAUGGCUUUCAGCAUUUUAUGUAUACUGUAUAUAGGGGCUCUUUUGUACUUUUCUGAUAAAAUAAUCGCUUAACUGUAACAUGCAUUGUCAUUUUCCUACAAUAUCAGAUGAGAGAGAGACUUCUAGCAGUCCCAAGAGAUUCUCAUCCCUACAGAAUACCAAUAAGUGAAUGCUAAUAUUGCAAUGAAGAGGACUUUUCAACAUUUUCUACACCCUGUAAACCCUCUUUGAAAUAGUAACUAAACUGAGUGAAUCUUUACAUGUGAAGUCAAGUAUGGUGAAAUUUUAUACAUCUAUCAAUCAAUCUAUCGUUACUACUUAUCAUCUUCCUGUAUUGAGGAUAUAUACUUUCAACUAAUUUUGCUGGAGUU
Molecule: messenger RNA, 1766 nt
Organism: Gavialis gangeticus (Gharial)
Lineage: Eukaryota; Metazoa; Chordata; Crocodylia; Gavialidae
Product: interferon epsilon-like
Exons: 1
Coding region: 129-698 (189 amino acids)
Biological process (GO): positive regulation of peptidyl-serine phosphorylation of STAT protein; humoral immune response; response to exogenous dsRNA
Cellular component (GO): extracellular region
Molecular function (GO): cytokine activity; type I interferon receptor binding
Source: RefSeq, a predicted model, not a curated record